This is a messenger RNA of Mollisia scopiformis, 1176 nucleotides long. RefSeq lists its product as uncharacterized. The coding region runs from base 212 to 1105 and encodes 297 amino acids. The record is from RefSeq and is a predicted model, not a curated record. The transcript has 4 exons. NCBI's taxonomy places the organism in Eukaryota, Fungi, Ascomycota, Leotiomycetes, Helotiales, Mollisiaceae.
UUGAGGCUGUGCCAGCGUGCAGCCGCAGCCUGGUCUGAGAUAUUGAUGCCAGCAGUGGGCAGCAUCACGAUGAUGAUCAACGAGCCGCAUAUGCAUAACCGCCAGCCUUGCCUCUGAUCCAUCUGAACAUUUCCUCCAUCAUGAGCGAGCCUUGAAGUCUCAAGUCUCAAGCAAACAAUGCCAUUAAAGUCACCGUCGCGGUCCGAUCACGAUGGGUACCGCUACCUCAGUCUUGGAAUGCCAGACUCGGUAUGAGUGGCUAGGACCCAUCAACUGUACGCUGGACUCGGUACCUUUUGGGCAGUUCGGCUCAAAUGCCUCGAUUACGGGGAUUGGGACCGAUAUCUCCUUCGUCCUGACGGCGGGACUCUCCCUCAUUACAUGCCUCCUCGUCCAAGUCUGGUGCGAUCGUUUACGGCAUCACUCAUGGCGAAAACUACUCGAGCCUCUCGUUGUGAGCUUCGGUGACCAGCAACUUUUGCGUGGUCUCUCGCUCUCUAUCGCGACCCUCUUCUUCUCCUCUGCCUGCACCAUCGACGCCUACCGCUACAAUGUCCUAGCAUACCUCUUGAUGAUGGCCAUCGUCUCCCACAUGUCCUCCGUUCUCGUCCUUCGAAGCUACGUCAACGGCCAAAUCGUGCUCUCCUGCGUGCGUUUCGUUCUCGUCGCCGCACAGAUGAUCUUCGCCGGCUACCUCUACAGCAGCCGCGUCUCCAACACCUUCCCGACCGGCAUCCCCAGCCCCAACUCCGGCCACAACACCACCAUGGUGCUCCCCGCCGUCUGUUUCGAGCACCCAUUCUCAGAGCCCUAUUCAGCACUCGAAGAUAUCCCCAAAUCGCACACCAAGGACUCGGCUGCCCUGACGAUGUAUAUCAUGCUCUUCGUCUUCUACGGCAUCAACCUGAUCAUCACGGCCGCGCACGUAAUCACGUACCUCCGUUUCCCGCAAUGGACGUGGGAGAGACAGCAUCAGAAAGAGGAGCGCGCGGCGGCCGGGUCGUGGUGGUGGUGGAUGGGCAGUUUACGGGGUCUGGUCCUGCUCGGCGCUAUGAUCAUGUACAUCUGGGCCGUGAUCAAAAUUGGACGUUUGGACAGUUGUUGAGUACAUUGCUAUUAGCAGCCGCCCCACUAUCCGUACUCGAGGCUUGGAGCGACUUCAAAACCGAGCGAGCA